Messenger RNA from Acipenser ruthenus (sterlet), 2327 nucleotides. RefSeq names its product acyl-CoA synthetase short chain family member 2 like (gene acss2l). NCBI's taxonomy places the organism in Eukaryota, Metazoa, Chordata, Actinopteri, Acipenseriformes, Acipenseridae. The record is from RefSeq and is a predicted model, not a curated record. Gene Ontology annotation, molecular function: acetyl-CoA synthetase activity; AMP binding. The transcript has 18 exons. The coding region runs from base 121 to 2160 and encodes 679 amino acids.
ACAAAGGCUAUAAAGUGUGCAGAAUUUACUGCCCUAGUUGUGCCCUUACCUCUGGCUGUGAGUAGCUGGUUUAAGGCUUUAUCAGGUGCCGUGAAAAUUCUCUGUCAAGAUUCACUGUGCAUGUCAAGGAUGGUGAUCCCUGGAACUACACCCACUGACGAGAAGCUCUUCAACCCCCCUGAAGAGCUGCAGAAAGAUGCUCACAUUCCUGAUUUCGAAAGUUACUUGAGGCUUUACAAGAAGUCCAUUGAAGAGCCUGAGGAGUUUUGGAAAGAGGUUGCUGAAGAUUUCUUCUGGAAGAGUCCUCCAAAAGGAGAGUUUCUGAAGUAUAACUUUGAUGUUACGAAAGGCAAUGUUAAUGUCAAGUUCAUGGCAGGCGCUAAAACCAAUAUAUGUUACAACAUCCUAGAUAGAAAUGUGAACGAGAAGAAUCGUGGAGAAAAAGUGGCAUACUACUGGGAAGGGAAUUCACCUAGCCACAGCUGUUCUAUCACAUACAAUCAGCUCCUGAAGCAAGUCUGCAAGUUUGCCAAUGUUUUAAAAAAUAUGGGAGUGAAGAAGGGGGACAGAGUAGCAAUCUACCUACCCAUGAUCCCUGAGUUAGUAUAUUCCAUGCUAGCAUGUGCGAGAGUAGGAGCAGUACAUUCCACUGUGUUUGCAGGUUUCUCAUCAGAAUCGCUGUGUGAGAGAAUCCUGGAUUCCCAGUGUUCAUUUCUCAUCACAGCAGAUGGUGUUUAUAGAGGAGAUAAACUAAUCAACCUUAAGCAGAUCUCCGAUGAGGCACUGGAGAAGUGUAUAGAAAAAGAAAACUUUGUUAUUAAAAACUGCAUCAUUGUAAGACAUAUUGGAGAGCAGAAGAACAAUGCCAAUGUUUACAACUCAUUUCAGACUCCCUGGAAUGCAGACACCAAUGUGUGGUGGGAUGAUGUAAUGAAAAACUCCAGUGAAGAAUGUGAACCGGAAUGGGUCGAUGCGGAAGAUCCUCUCUUCAUCCUCUACACUAGCGGGUCCACUGGUAAACCAAAGGGAGUUUUGCACACAGUUGCAGGAUACCUCCUCUACACUGCGCUGACAUUUAAGUAUGUUUUUGACUACCACCCUGACGACGUGUACUGGUGUACGGCUGACAUCGGCUGGAUCACUGGUCACUCAUACAUUACUUACGGACCACUUGCCAAUGGCGCCACAAGCGUGCUUUUUGAAGGUGUACCAGUCUACCCUCACGUGGGAAGGUUCUGGGAGAUAAUUGAAAAAUACAGCGUGUCAAAGUUCUAUACUGCGCCAACUGCCAUUCGACUGCUGAUGAAAUACGGGCAGGAGCCUGUGAAGAAGUUCAACCUUGGUUCUCUUAAAAUCCUGGGUACUGUCGGAGAGCCUAUCAACCCUGAGGCUUGGCUGUGGUACUACAAUGUUGUUGGAGAGAAGAGGUGUCCAGUCCUGGAUACUUUCUGGCAAACAGAGACUGGUGGUCACGUGAUUACACCUUUACCAGCUGCUACUCCCUUGAAACCCGGCUCAGCUACAUUUCCUUUCUUUGGGGUGCUGCCCAGCAUUCUGAAUGAACAUGGAGAAGAGCUUGAGGGGGAAGCUGAAGGCUAUUUGGUCUUCAAGCAACCGUGGCCAGCUAUAAUGCGCACAGUGUAUGGAAAUCACGAACGGUUUGAGAACACCUAUUUCAAAAAGUUCCCUGGGUAUUAUGUCACGGGUGAUGGCUGUCGGAGGGAUAAAGAUGGGUAUUACUGGAUCACUGGUAGGAUUGAUGACAUGCUGAAUGUAUCUGGACACUUGCUGAGCACUGCUGAGGUGGAGUCAGCCUUGACGGAACACCCUGUUGUGGCAGAGGCUGCAGUGGUGAGCCGCCCCCAUGCUGUCAAAGGGGAAUGCCUCUACUGCUUUGUCACAUUGAAGAAUGGGAGGGAGUUCAGCCACUCUCUUGCAGAGGAACUGAAGAAGCAAGUACGGGAAAAAAUUGGACCAAUUGCCACACCAGACUUUAUCCAGAAUGCACCAGCACUGCCUAAAACACGUUCAGGAAAAAUAAUGAGACGGGUCCUGAGACAGAUUGCCCGCAGCGAGAAAGACCUUGGAGACCUCUCCACACUUGCAGACCCCAAAGUUGUGGAGGUUCUCUUCAGCCAGAGGUGGGAAGCUACUGCUUGAGACCCUUACCUGCUGGAUUCGCAGACGGCGCUAAAGGAAAUCAACUAGAAUGUACUGUCUUGUCUAAUAAGUGACCUUGGUAAAACAAAGUGUCAGUGGCAUCAUAAUACGGAUUAAGCAAGGCUGAUUUUCAAAACCUCAAUCAAUAAAUGAUCUGUCACACCUCU